Colias croceus (clouded yellow) is the source of this 1465-nucleotide messenger RNA. RefSeq names its product ammonium transporter Rh type B-A (gene Rh50). Gene Ontology annotation, cellular component: plasma membrane. The record is from RefSeq and is a predicted model, not a curated record. The transcript has 10 exons. NCBI's taxonomy places the organism in Eukaryota, Metazoa, Arthropoda, Insecta, Lepidoptera, Pieridae. Gene Ontology annotation, molecular function: ammonium channel activity. Bases 110 to 1378 code for a protein of 422 amino acids. Gene Ontology annotation, biological process: ammonium homeostasis; ammonium transmembrane transport.
AUAAUUUAUUUGACGAAUGUGUGCGAAAAGUCACAUCAAAUCGCAACUCAGUUGAUAGUAGUGGACAGAGCGGGAAACAUUUGCGUUGUUUUGAGGGAAAGAUCCAGAAAUGGUGUAUAAAAUGGCCAAUUUGAAAUAUACACCCUUGUUGGUGUUCCAGUUGAUACUUAUGGUACUUUACUUCAUAUUUGUGAAGUAUGGCGGUGAUAAAGAUCACGAUAUACGAGGUUUCGAAGACACGCACGUGAUGAUAUUCAUAGGUUUUGGCUACCUCAUGACAUUCCUGAAGAAGUAUUGCUACAGUGCCCUUGGCUUUAACUGGUUUCUUGCGGCUCUGGUUAUACAAUGGGCCCUUUUGUGUCAAAACUUCUAUCAUAUGAAGGACAACACUAUUUUUGUUACUAAGAAGUCGUUGCUCGAGGCGGAUAUAAUGUCGGCGACGGUGCUAAUAACUUUCGGGGCGGUGUUGGGCGCGGCGAGCGGGCUGCAGCUGCUGCUGAUCGCGAUCAUCGAGACGGUCGUCGGCUGCUUCAACUUCUGGCUCGUGGAGAGCGUGUUUAAGGCGGCUGAUGUAGGCGGGUCGAUAGCGAUCCAUGCGUUCGGAGCCUACUUCGGCCUCGGCGUGAGCCUGGCUUUGAAGCCGCGCAAAACGAAAAACGAAGCCACCACCGCACCGGCCGUCGAUCUCAAUGGGCCCAGCUAUAGCUCCGAUGUAACUGCUAUGAUAGGUUCCAUAUUUCUUUGGAUUUACUGGCCGUCAUUCAAUUCGGCUCUCACCAGCUCUAACGGUGAAUACCAAAGGGCAGUCGUCAAUUCGUAUUUAUCGUUGGCUGCAGCUACUGUAACAACAUUCGUAUUCUCAUCCCUGGUAAGCCACCACGCUGGCAAGUUGGACAUGGUGCACGUACAGAACUCCACGCUAGCCGGCGGCGUGGCUGUGGGCUCUGUAUGCAACAUGCACAUCAGUCCGGGCGGAGCUAUCGCGGUGGGGAUCGGCGCUGGCGUACUGAGUGUGCUGGGCUACCGGUACCUGACGCCACUCCUAACACGUAUCGGUAUCCGGGACACAUGCGGUGUGAACAACUUGCACGGGAUGCCCGGGAUCUACUCCGGGAUACUAACCGUUAUAUUCGCAGCCGUGGCCACUAAGGAAACGUAUGGAAAGGAACUACAUGAUGUAUUUGAGGCUAUACAUGAGGACGGCACCGGUAGGACGGCAAGCGAGCAAGCUUUAAACCAAUUUCUGGCUCUAAUUGUUACCCUUGCUGUAUCAUUUGUGGGCGGAUUUAUAACAGGUCUUAUCGCUAAAUUGCCGUUCUUGGAGCCAUUGAAGGACACAGAAGAAUACAAUGACGAAGUGAACUGGGAAUUGCCGUGAACAUAAUAUAAUUUUGUACUGUUUUGUCCGGUCUUGUCAUAAUACUUACGUGAUAUUGUUUGAGAUAUUAUAUGUGUUACCUUUUUA